GGUGAAUGUAAAUGAAGGUGGGCGCACCCAUUCAUCGUGCGUUCUUCCGUGCAUUAUGACUUCCAGUCGGAUAUGAAUCUAAGUGAAUUUAGUGUGUGUGAUAUAUUGAUUCAUAGUUGUCUACAUUGUCUCUAUUUUCAUAAUUUCCCCUCUUUCAACAAACUUUUGGUUUAAACUUACACGAUGGACGCCAUAAUUGCGAAGUUCUUCUCCUCGGAAGAAGAUGAGUUGUACGUAUUGGACUGCUUGGCCUACUUCAUGAUUUUUAUGGCAGUUUGCACAUUCCUGACUUUACUUUUUGAGAAUGUCCCAUAUGGCCGAUAUGCUUCAAGCAAAUAUGGAUUCCCAGUGAACGUGAAAUUCGCUUGGUUUGUGCAAGAGCUUCCAGCGUUUGUUGUGCCAGUAUGCCUACUGACGUUGACAUCCUCUGCAAGAACCUCUCUGCGGCCAAAUCAGUUAUUACUAGCUAUGUACUUCUGUCACUAUGUGCAAAGGUCUCUUAUCUAUCCAUUUUUAAUUAGAGGGGGGAAAUCGACACCGUUUCUGUCUUUUAUUCUGGCGUUUGUCUUCUGUGUCUACAAUGGAUACAUGCAGGUGCGAUACCUGAGUCAUUAUGCCCACUACACCGCAGACUGGAUUAUACACCCCUGUUUCAUCCUAGGAUCUGCUUUGUGGUUGGUGGGUUGGCUAGUAAACAUCCACUCAGAUCACAUCUUGAGAAACCUACGGAAGCCUGGAGAGACCGGCUACCAGAUACCCAGAGGUGGCCUGUUUGAGUAUGUGUCUGGAGCCAACUUCUUUGGGGAGAUAACAGAGUGGGCUGGGUUUGCUCUGGCUGCUCAGUCUAUCCACAGCACCUCCUUCGCCGUCUUCACCCUCAUAGUCCUCUCUAGCAGGGCUGUGGCACACCACAGGUGGUACCUAACUAAAUUUGAAGACUAUCCGAAAUCCAGGAAGGCUCUGAUACCAUUUGUGUUUUAAAGUACCCCCGACAGGUGUCUAAAAACAGUUACUGUUUAUAAUGAUGUUCUCCUCGACUGACUGAAUGAACAUAUAAUACAUAGUUGAAAUACUUUUUGAAGGAAGAAAUGCAAAAAGUACUUGAACACCAUUUCUCAAGGCUUUUUUUGAUAGGAACUUGGAUGCUAGAUCACUAGAUAAUAGUUUUUUUUGUAUGAUGAAUCAUCAUUUGAAGAUUUUGCACAAGGAAUAUAUCAUCCCCAUCUGGACCUUGAGUGGAAUAUACCUACCUGACAACACACUGUGACAGUUUACAUUUUGUCUGUGUUACUACUUUCUCUGUGGACCAAGCAACCAGUCUUUGCCUUUCUUAAUAAGGAAUCGAUAUCAGGUGAAAAAUGAAGUCCACUUAAAAGUAAUGAACUGAAUUCACAUGAAAGUACUGUGCUAGCUGUAGGCGCUUCCUGAGUUUUAGGACCAGCACCGCUCUGAAUGAUCUGGUUCUGAACAAGAGUCGGACAGAUAAAAGCAAUUUAUAUCAAUCAAUGCUCAUCGAAACCAAGGGGGGGCAGCAGACCCAUCUUCAGGGGGCUGUCCUUCUUGUGUUUUAUGUGUGCUUACAGAGUGUAACACUCAGUGGAGAGCUCUCUCUCUCUCUUUGACACUACAUGACUUAUACCACUCAUUCUCCGCAUCUCAUUUGAAACCUACUCAGUCGCAGGGAAACUGGGAGAAGGGGACUAUUGAGGCCUACGUCUUCUUCACCUGGACACUGAGCAGCAGAGCGGCAGAUCGAACCAGGAUCAAACAUGGUGCUCCAAAGCUCUCCCCGUGCCUGAAACGAGACGUUUGUAUUGUCGCCUAAGCUCUCAAACGCAGACAUGGUCAGUCCCAUGUGAUCACCUAAGACCGGACGACAGCAAUGUCAAAGAUGGAGAGGGAACAGGAUGAGGAGACAUUGGAACGAGGGUCUGAAACAUAUGAGGGAGAGUGAAAUAAAUGGGCAGCACAGUGAACGCCAUGUAAUGCUGUCUGUCAUAAAAUCAUAGAAAAUUAUUUAAAAAUUAUAUAAUGAUUUUAAAAAUUAUUAAAUUAUCAUGAUCAAUCGUGACACAUCUCUGCCAGAACAACCCCCAUGAACCAAAAAGAAAAUGCUCAGUGAACAGCAAGGAACUAAAUACAUAAAUGUGUUUAGUUGUUGUUUUGGCACACUGCCAUUCAAAACUGCAUUCAAUUGUG
Osmerus eperlanus (European smelt) is the source of this 2199-nucleotide messenger RNA. It is a transcript of the gene srd5a1, whose product is annotated as steroid-5-alpha-reductase, alpha polypeptide 1 (3-oxo-5 alpha-steroid delta 4-dehydrogenase alpha 1). Lineage: Eukaryota; Metazoa; Chordata; Actinopteri; Osmeriformes; Osmeridae. The record is from RefSeq and is a predicted model, not a curated record. Gene Ontology annotation, biological process: steroid metabolic process. The transcript is spliced from 5 exons. Gene Ontology annotation, cellular component: membrane. Gene Ontology annotation, molecular function: 3-oxo-5-alpha-steroid 4-dehydrogenase activity. The coding region runs from base 184 to 981 and encodes 265 amino acids.